Messenger RNA from Plasmodium berghei ANKA, 1533 nucleotides. RefSeq names its product RNA-binding protein, putative. The coding region runs from base 1 to 1533 and encodes 510 amino acids. Gene Ontology annotation, cellular component: U2-type prespliceosome; commitment complex; nuclear speck. NCBI's taxonomy places the organism in Eukaryota, Apicomplexa, Aconoidasida, Haemosporida, Plasmodiidae. The transcript has 2 exons. Gene Ontology annotation, molecular function: pre-mRNA 3'-splice site binding; poly-pyrimidine tract binding. The record is from RefSeq and is a predicted model, not a curated record.
AUGGAAUCAAAUGGAAAUGAUCAAAAUGUGGUUAAAAAUAAAUCUGAAGAAAGCUAUGACGAAAGGGAUUCCAAAUACAAAUCACACAUAGGACGGCAUUCAAAGAAGGGCAACUCCAGAAAAAGAAGUCGAUCAAAAUCGAAUCAACGAAAUUCAUCAAUUGCAAAUAAUCAAGAUGAUUCUAAAAGUGAUAUACAACGAAAAAAAAAAAGUGAUGCAAAAUCAGAGAGCAAUGAAAAUUCGGAACAAGUCGAAUCAGAAAAGUCGAACAAUUCCAGUUCUGAUGAAUAUAAAAAAAGAAGAAGACACAAUAGAGAAAAAAAAGAAAGUCGGAGAAGUAUAGAAAGAGAUAGUAGCCGGGGAAGAUACAACCGACGGGACCGAGAUAUGGAUCGAGAUAGGGACCGAGAUAUGGAUCGAGAUAGGGACCGAGAUAGACGAAGAAAAAGAAGACCAAGACUAAAUAGAAAUAUAUCAUCAUCUCAUGAAAGAUCAAGAUCAAGAGAAAGAAGAAGGAGACGAUUACAAGCAGAAUGUAUAAGAAGAGCAGGGGGUUUUAAAAAAUUAGCAGAUAUGGAAGGGCAUGAAACUACAAAUGUUUUUUGGGAUGGAUUUCAAUGGGUAGCUAAAACGAAUAAUAAUAAUAGUAAUCAGUUAGAUCCAGCUAUUAUGAAUUCAACGAGAAAACUGCGAAGAUUAUACUUUGGAAAUUUACCACUUCAUUUAGGAUUAACUGAAAAUGCAUUUCAAGAAAUUGUAUGGGAUGAAAUGAAAAAAAGGAAAUUUUGUAAUAAUGAAAAUAUCAAUCCUGUUUUAUAUGUUUGGUUUGCUAAAGAUAAAGGAAAUUAUGGUUUUGUUGAAUUUUCAACUGUAGAAGAAACUGAAAAAGCUUUAACAAUGGAUGGUAUGUUAUGUAAAGGGGUUGCAAUAAAAAUAUCACGUCCCAACGAUUAUUCUACAAGUUCAGUUAAGAAUAAUCAAAAUAUAUUAAUGAAUAAACAAAAUGUUAAUUUACUUGCUGCAAUUAGCGCAAACAUACAAACAGGAUUAAAACCUUCGAUAAAUUCUACAGAUACUAAUGUUAUUCUUCCAAAUUAUUCAAAUGGCGAAAUUAGUUUAUAUGGAAAUAAACCACUUCCUCCCCCUGGCUCUCCACCUUUAUCAGUUCUUAAAGAAAUGAAUAAUUCAAAUAUACAAACAAAAUAUUUAAGAGUUUUAGAAAUAGUAUCUCCGGAAUCAAUUAAUGAUGAAUAUUAUGAAUCUAUAUUAGAUGAUAUAAAGGAUGGAUUUCAUAAUCAAGGCAUUAUUAUAAAUGCAGUUUUAAUAAAUCAAGAAUAUUCAAAAAAUACUCCAUUUAAUAUUGGUGAUGUAAUUAUUGAAUUUGAAAAUACAAAUUCUGUCGAGAAUAGUAUUAUUACAAUGUCGAAUAGAAAAUAUGAGGGAAAACCAAUACGUAUGACUAAGUUGGAUGAAAAUACAUAUAAUACAUAUAUAACUCCAAUAAUUGAAAAAAUAUAUGAUAGAAAAAAUUGA